UUAAUUAAACUAAUCAAGGCGGGAAAAUACACACGCUAGUACUCAAAAAUUAGUGAAAGAUUAGCAUGUUUGAGAACAUUAAUCAGUCUUUGUUUGUUUUUUUGUUAUUUAUUUAUUUGUCUACACACUUAACAAAACUUAAAACCAGGAAAUCAUCAGAAAAAACCAAACACUCCCCCAAAAAUCUCUCUGCAAAUUAAAAAAUUCUCAGUCUAAUGAGUUUUCUCUCUCUAUUCAGAACUCAUAUAUCUUGUGUUUUUUACUUCUGAUUUCUGAUAAAUAUGUAUGAACCCUGUUCCUCCUCCUCUUCUUCUUCUUCUACUACCACUACUACUUCUUUAGCUUGUCCAGUACUUGAAUCCGACGAAAUAUCUCUUUUUGUUCAACAUCUUUUUCACUCUUCUUCUUCUUCUACAAUAACUUGUACUUCUUCUUCUUCCUCUUCUAUCAAACAAAUGCCUCUUUCAGCACAAUUUGCUAAAUCAUUUCAAGAAGAUCAACAAAAUCGUUCAUGUCUAACGAAUCAUUUACCUGAUCAUACUCAUCAUAAUCGUAAUAUUCACUCAGAUUUUCGACUCAGAAACGAUUCAUCUAAUUUGUUUCUUUCUUCUUCUGCUGCUGCUGGUAGUCUUUAUUUUCCUUCUGCUUCUUCUUCUGAGAUUAUUAAAGAUUCAACAACUACUACUACAACUGUAAUUUCUGAUACUGGUGGUGUUAAUAGAGAUUUUGAUCAGAAAGAUUCUGAUGCUGUAAAUGUUUCUGUUAAAAGAAGAAAAUUUCCUGUUGAUAAUAUUGAUCUCGAUGAUUAUGAUGGUGAAAGCGAGGAAGGACUUGAAGGAUCGGAAGGGCCAUCAAAAACAGUUCCAUCUCGAAGUUCUUCAAAGAGAAGUAGAGCAGCUGAAGUUCAUAAUUUGUCUGAAAAAAGGAGGAGAAGUAGAAUCAAUGAAAAGAUGAAAGCUUUGCAGAAUCUAAUUCCUAAUUCUAACAAGACCGAUAAAGCUUCAAUGCUCGAUGAAGCAAUCGAGUAUCUUAAACAACUCCAGCUUCAAGUUCAAAUGUUAUCAAUGAGAAACGGGUUGAGUUUGCAUCCCUUGUACCUGCCUGGAGUUUUACAGCCUCCACAGAUGACUCAGAUGCGUAAUAUGAGCUUUGGCGAAGGAAAUGCACUUCCACAGCAUAUGAACAUUGGAACAGGUACACAUCCUGCGAGCCAAGAAGCACAAAAUUCCUUUGCUUUAUCAAACCAAAGCACAGCUUUGCAUCAACCUAUGGUCCUUCCAAAUAUGACAAAUAUAGCCCUUCCAACAACAUCAUUUGGCUUGGACUCAUCAUUAAUUCAGCUCCACCAUGGACAGUUCCAGUUAUCCACAGCUUCUGAGGAAAUAUAUAGGGAAGAUGUUCCACUUCCACAGCAAUUGCACAAAAGUAUCUCUACCAGGAAUGCCUCAGCUUCUGUACCCUUUGAUUCGCGAUCAUCAAUAGUAGAGAACACAGACACUGUGGAAUCUUCUGUGGCGCGAGGAAAUAGACCACAAGCCAUGCUCCCGAAAGACGUAACAGAUGACCAAAAUUUCAUUCAGCAUAUGCACAACAUACAUACAAGAAGUUUGAUGGACGAUGAUGGCAAGAUAAAGACAAAGACGGUGGAUUUUUAGUUAUUGGUUUCGGGUCCAUCCAUAACUUAGGCUAAUUUGUUCGGUGCCUUGUGUAUCUGUUAAUUUUCACAAGCACCGAAUCAUUUUGCUAAUUUUCAUUUCCUGAUGGAAGAAUCGGCUCUUAAACAGGUUGUAAGAAAGGUUGGUACCAAACAGAAGAAAUUUCAAGUAAAAACACUAUUCCUCUAAGUGUAACAUCUUCAUUUUGUGACCCCAGUUUUUGUGGGCCUUUCAUAGGCAAUGCAGUUCGAGUUUCAUGUUUCA
Messenger RNA from Papaver somniferum (opium poppy), 1919 nucleotides. Its product is annotated as transcription factor SPATULA-like. The transcript has 8 exons. Gene Ontology annotation, cellular component: nucleus. The record is from RefSeq and is a predicted model, not a curated record. Gene Ontology annotation, molecular function: protein dimerization activity. NCBI's taxonomy places the organism in Eukaryota, Viridiplantae, Streptophyta, Magnoliopsida, Ranunculales, Papaveraceae. Bases 282 to 1655 code for a protein of 457 amino acids.